Geodia barretti is the source of this 288-nucleotide messenger RNA. The record is from the annotation of a GenBank genome assembly. NCBI's taxonomy places the organism in Eukaryota, Metazoa, Porifera, Demospongiae, Tetractinellida, Geodiidae.
AUGGCGCGCGACCUAAACGUGCCGGUCCUGGCCGUGUCGCAGUUGAGCCGCGCCAUUGAGCAGCGUCCUUCCCACCGGCCGGUGUUGUCCGAUCUGCGUGAAAGCGGCAGCAUCGAGCAGGACUCGGACGUCGUCAUGUUCAUCCACCGCGUCGACAAGUACAUGACGGAAGAGGAAUGGGCCAGGGCCAACCCGAAUUCAGAUUAUCCGCGCGGGCUCGCCGAGAUCAUCGUAGCCAAACACAGGCACGGACCGACGGACGACCUCUGGAGCGGGAGUGGACAGUAG